Messenger RNA from Dioscorea cayenensis subsp. rotundata (Guinea yam), 2003 nucleotides. RefSeq names its product beta-amylase 3, chloroplastic. The record is from RefSeq and is a predicted model, not a curated record. Lineage: Eukaryota; Viridiplantae; Streptophyta; Magnoliopsida; Dioscoreales; Dioscoreaceae. Gene Ontology annotation, molecular function: beta-amylase activity. Gene Ontology annotation, biological process: polysaccharide catabolic process.
UCUCCUCACUACUCCUUCAUUCAUAUUAUUUAAAUUCUCCAAACCAAACUUACUUCUUUAUUUCUUUAUUUAUAUUUGUAUAUUAUAUCUCUAUUAGUAGUGCAAUUCCCUUAUUUAUACAAGCAAUUAAUUAAUUAAUGGCCGGCUUAACACUACGUUUAUCCACAUCAUCAUUCAUGAGUACCAUAGACACAACCAAAGCCCACAAGCCCAACGAUGACUUCCCAGCCAACUCAGUGGUCCGUGCUUUCCCGGCGGCUUCUCGGCCACCACCGGCGUCCAAGCUGAGAACUAGAGCAACCAACAGCACACAAGAGAUGAAGGUUGAGGGUGGAGUACUAGUGGCUGAGAGAUUGCAUCAUUUGGUUAAGCAUGAAGGAAUGACGUCGUCGACGGCGAGGGUGCCGGUGUACGUGAUGUUGCCGUUGGACACGGUGACGAUGAACGGAGGAGGGUUGCAUAAAGGGAAAGCUUUGAAUGCGAGUUUGAUGGCGUUGAGAAGUGCUGGUGUGGAAGGAGUGAUGGUGGAUGUUUGGUGGGGGAUUGUUGAAAAAGAAGGACCUUUGAAGUAUAAUUGGGAGGGUUAUAGAGAGCUUUUGGACAUGAUUAAGAAAAAUGGUCUUAAGGUUCAGAUGGUUAUGUCUUUUCAUCAGUGUGGUGGCAAUGUUGGGGAUUCUUGCAGCAUACCACUGCCACCAUGGGUUCAUGAAGAAAUGAGCAGGGACCAAGAUAUUGUAUACACAGACAGAUCUGGCAGGAGAAACCCUGAAUACAUCUCAUUAGGUUGUGACAUGUUACCAGUGCUGAAGGGCAGGACACCGAUCCAGGUCUACUCCGACUACAUGAGGAGUUUCCGUGACAGAUUCAACGAUUACUUCGGCGAUGUCAUUGUGGAGAUUCAAGUUGGGAUGGGUCCUUGUGGGGAGUUGAGAUAUCCGUCUUAUCCGGAGAGCAAUGGAACUUGGAGGUUCCCAGGAAUCGGAGAAUUUCAAUGUUAUGACAAAUACAUGAAAGCUUCCUUACUAGAAUCAGCGAUCGCGGUUGGACACAAGGAAUGGGGCUAUGGUGGACCACAUGACUCAGGAUAUUACAACCAAUUCCCUGAGGAGACAGGUUUCUUUAGAAGGGAAGGAGCAUGGAACACAGACUAUGGGAGAUUUUUCCUUGAAUGGUAUUCCAACAUGCUCUUGGAACAUGGAGACCGAAUCCUAGCAUCUGCCGAGGAGAUUUUCAGAGGUACCAACACUAAACUAUCAGCCAAGGUUGCUGGAAUCCAUUGGCAUUACAAGACUCGCUCCCAUCCAGCAGAACUCACUGCUGGAUAUUACAACACAAGAUAUAGAGAUGGGUACCUCCCAAUCGCUCAGAUGUUGGCAAAGAAAGGUGUUGUCUUAAAUUUCACAUGCAUGGAAAUGAAGGAUGAACAACAACCAGGACAUGCAAAUUGUUCUCCAGAACUGCUUGUAAAACAAGUGAAACUAGCAGCAAAGGCUGCUGGAGCUGAACUCGCUGGGGAGAAUGCCCUGGAAAGGUAUGAUGAGUCAGCAUUCUCCCAGGUUAGGGCAACAAGCAGGUCUGAUGCAGGUGAUGGUUUGUGUGCUUUCACAUAUUUAAGGAUGAACAAGAGGUUGUUUGAAGAACAUAAUUGGAGACAGUUUGUGGCAUUUGUCAAGAGCAUGGAUGAAGGUGGAAGAAGAAUUUCGCUACCUAAGAGUGAUUCAACUCAUUCUGACCUCAACGUUGGGUUUAUUAUCAACAACAGUCAGAAGAAAGAGUCGACUGAGACAGCUGGUGCGCUGUAAAUAUACUAGCAUGAUUACACGUAAAAUUAAAAUUGCAUCAAAUACAUAUAAAAGCAUAAAUAAGGAAACAUCUUGAAGUAUAUUGGACGCUGAAACAUAGACAUGAUUUUCUAUGUAAAAGGCAUGUAGAGUUUUUCUGUUACAGGCCAUUGUACAACAUACUAUACACUGAAAGAAAAUCAAAUAAUAUUUAGAAUGCCA